AUGCUUGAACAUUCGAAGCAAAAAAUCAAGCUGAGCGACACCGACAAGAAUCUGUUAUACAGAGUAGCCGAUGCCACAACAGAAGACAAAGCAACAAAAGCGAUGCAUGAAGUACGAGAAACGGUACCAAGAGCAUUUUUGUACCUCGAAGCGAUCCCGGGAGGGAUGCAGCAUUGGUCCACGUGGGCCAUCAACCAAGCUGGUUUCGCAACUUACGUAGUCAAAACGUCAAAUGGCGCUGAACAAAAAAAUGCAUGGCUCGGGGUCCUUCUCCGCGCGUCGAAUCCCGUGUCCGAUUUGUACGGCUACAUGACAAAGCUCAUGUGGAAGUUCAAGAAACGCUAUGAUCAAGUCGUUGGACGAAGGCCAGGCGGUCUUGUUGAAGCUGCUAAGAGGCACCUCAACCAGCAACUCAAGAGGUCACGCGAGUAUAUCGCGUUCGAGUUGAACAAGGGCGUCCGCGAUGUACGCCAUAUUGGAAUGUUCACUGUCCGGCACUGUGAAGUAGCUGCAACGAAAUUCACCCACCGUGUCCACAUUGUUGACGUCCCUGAAAGAACGUGCACGUGUGGCUACUGGCAAGACUCACUGCUCCCUUGCUGUCGUGCUCUUGCUGCAACAAAGACGCACAUGUUGUCGGCGAUACACACAAAGGUGUGGCGGGUGCAGCGCAGGUGGCGCGUGAACCAUCCGUCGUAUGUGCCGUCGGUCUUGACUUGCUACCACGUGGUACUGGGUACGACAACAGUGUUGAUGCCAGGGGCGCGGUUGCUACGUUCGUCGAUCGAAAGGCGGCGCCAACGGCAGCAACUCACGCUACAGUGGCCGAACAUGAUUGAUGAUCCUACCGUCGAGUCCGGUCGCGAACCAAGAAACUUGUACGCCGUGGACGUGCUCACGGCAAUGCGUUGGUCGGUUUCCGCCGUCACAUCAACGACCAUUCGCAACUGCUGGGCCCAUACGGGGGUUCUACCUCGGAACUUGGGCCAUUCACUUCAGCUUUUGCUUACAGUUAAUGACCAGCAGAUAGCCACCCUUCAAAGUUAA
Molecule: messenger RNA, 1047 nt
Organism: Aphanomyces astaci
Lineage: Eukaryota; Oomycota; Saprolegniomycetes; Saprolegniales; Verrucalvaceae
Exons: 3
Coding region: 1-1047 (348 amino acids)
Source: RefSeq, a predicted model, not a curated record